Messenger RNA from Polistes dominula (European paper wasp), 528 nucleotides. RefSeq names its product protein FRG1-like. Gene Ontology annotation, cellular component: nucleolus; catalytic step 2 spliceosome; striated muscle dense body. NCBI's taxonomy places the organism in Eukaryota, Metazoa, Arthropoda, Insecta, Hymenoptera, Vespidae. The record is from RefSeq and is a predicted model, not a curated record. Gene Ontology annotation, molecular function: actin filament binding.
AUGGGUCGAUUCUUGGAUAGCCUCAAAAGACAUGUCAUUUUUCCAAUACGGAAUUCAUAUACUGCCAGAAAGAUGGAAGAAAGUAGUCUCAAGGGAUGGCGAGAACCUACUCAAGACCCCAAUAAGUUGUUAUUAUAUCCAAGGGAUAAAGGUAUAUUUAAAAAGAUCAUUUCUUUUUUAAUAGGUGGUUGGGGGAAGACUAAUAGUAUCAAAGAAAUAUAUGGUACAGUAGCCAUUGAGUUUGAAAAACAAACCUACAUAAGAACUCUUGAUAAUGUGCUUUUUACGCUUAGUGCUCCUCACGCAAAUGGCGAAGGCCCUAGUCCCGAAGAAAUCUUAACAGCACUUUGUAUAAGCGACAAUUUAAUAGCGUUAAAAUCCGGUUAUGGUAAAUAUCUUGGUGUUGAAAAAAAUGGUCUUGUUGUUGGACGUAGUGAUGCAAUAGGUGUUUUUGAACAACAAUGGAAACCAAUUUUUAAAGGUGACAAACCUGCUAUAUUAAGUAAUAUGAUAGUGUUUGGGAAUUAA